UGGAAACGUAUUCCAAAACAAUUACAAAACUCAUUCCUUCCCUUCCAAAAAAUUGGUGUCGAGUUUGGAAUUAAAAAAGAAGGCCGUGUUUUGAUAUCAGAUGAAAUGGGUCUUGGUAAAACCAUUCAAUGCAUUGCCAUUGCUACACAUUUCUCAAAUGAUUGGCCAUUGUGGAUUGUAUGUCCAGGAUCUUUAAAAGCUAAUUGGAAAAAGGAAAUUUUAAAGUGGAUGGGAGGGCAAACUGUUAAAGUGGAUGGUUCUGAUGAAUUUAUAACUUCCAUGCAAAUUAAUGUCAUUGACAAUAGCAGUCAAGUCAAUAAGGGGUUUUCCCUUAUCAAUAUUAUUUCCUAUGAUUUGUUAGCGAAGGACAAUAUUAUUUCAUUGGUUGAAAAGGAAUUUGAAAAGAAAAAGAAAGGUGUCAUGGUUUGUGAUGAGUCUCACUUGUUAAAGAGUUUAUCUAGCAAGAGAUCACAAUCAUUGGUACCACUUUUAGAGCAAGCUACUAGAACUAUCCUUGCAAGUGGUACAAGUUGCAUGUCGAGACCAAUUGAGCUUUUUUCUCAAAUUAAGGCCAUCAUUGGAAAGAACAGUAUCAAGAAGCUUGAAUUUGGCUAUAGAUAUUGUGGUCUUACUCAAAAACCAAAAUAUGACUCGGAUUACAAAGGAUCUAGUAGAUUAUCUGAGCUAUAUUGCCUACUUUCCAAUACAAUAAUGAUAAGAAGAUUGAAAAGAGAUGUUUUAACAGAGUUACCACCUAAAAGGAGGUCCAAGUACUAUUUACAUGUAAAGGAAGAAGAUCUCAAACAAAUUAAUGGCAUUGGAGGUGAUUCUAAGAAAAAGUUCUACCAAAAAGAUUGGGGUAAACUCCAGAAAGAUAAGGAUGUUAUUGCUAAAUAUGUGAAAACUGCUGAGGCUAAAAUAGAUGGAAUCAGGUCUUACCUCAGAAAAAUUAUUCCCAAGAAGGAGAAGUUUCUCAUAUUUGCUCACCAUAGGCGUGUGAUGGAUGCAAUAGAAGAAACUGAUGAUGAUGUAAAAACUUACGAGUAUAUUAGAAUAGAUGGCGAGACAAAGGACAGAGAGGGAUUAGCUCAUCACUUCAGAUCAACUGAGAAUUGUCUCGUUGCCAUCCUAUCUAUGAAUGUAGCAGGUUGUGGUCUUAACUUUGUGCCAUGCUCUACUGUUGUAUUUGCAGAACUGUGUUGGAAUCCAGCCUUACUCAAUCAAUGUGAAGAUCGUUGUCACAGAAUUGGACAAAAAGGAGCUUUUGUGGAUAUCACGUACUUAUUGGCAAAGAAAACCUUGGACGAUUUCAUGUGGGAUUUAUUAACCAAGAAGGCUGACAUUACAGACCUUGCAUUAAAUGGUCAAAAAGAAGAGAAGUCAUCUCACUUAACAAGAAGU
Naegleria gruberi is the source of this 1401-nucleotide messenger RNA. RefSeq lists its product as uncharacterized. Gene Ontology annotation, biological process: replication fork processing; DNA repair. The annotation marks the transcript as partial. Gene Ontology annotation, cellular component: nuclear replication fork. The transcript is spliced from 2 exons. The record is from RefSeq and is a predicted model, not a curated record. NCBI's taxonomy places the organism in Eukaryota, Heterolobosea, Eutetramitea, Acrasida, Naegleriidae. Gene Ontology annotation, molecular function: ATP binding; ATP-dependent chromatin remodeler activity.